UCUUCGAGUGGGUGAUGAUGGAAACGAUGGAAUCUUGCGUUCCUCCGGGUUUCAGAUUUCAUCCAACAGACGAAGAGCUCGUCGGAUAUUAUCUGAAGAAGAAGGUGGCAUCACAGAAGAUUGAUCUGGACGUCAUAAGGGACAUCGAUCUGUAUAGAAUUGAACCAUGGGACCUCCAAGAGCGGUGCCGAAUAGGAUAUGAAGAACAGAAUGAGUGGUAUUUCUUUAGCCAUAAAGAUAAGAAGUAUCCAACAGGAACAAGGACUAACAGGGCAACCAUGGCUGGAUUUUGGAAAGCAACUGGGAGGGAUAAGGCUGUGUAUGACAAGAUCAAACUCAUUGGCAUGAGGAAGACCCUUGUCUUCUACAAAGGGAGAGCCCCCAAUGGACAGAAAACCGACUGGAUCAUGCAUGAAUAUAGGCUCGAGUCUGAAGAAAAUGGUCCUCUUCAGGAAGAAGGAUGGGUAGUCUGCCGAGCAUUCAAGAAAAGAACCAAUUGCCAAACAAGAAGCAAUGAAGGAUGGGAUUCAAGUUAUUUUUAUGAUGAACCAAGUGGGGUUAGCUCCAGUGUUGAUCCAAUUGAUUAUAUUCCAAGGCAACCCCAGAAUUUCCUAUGUAAGCAAGAGAUUGAAGCAGAUAAUCUGAAUGUCUCGCGCUCCGAUCGUUUUGUACAACUUCCUCAACUUGAGAGCCCAACUCUACCACUAGUAAAGAGGCCAAGCUUGAUAUCAAUGAUGUUGCCGGAGAAUAAUAACGAAGGAGAAGAAGCAAGAAGAGGGUUCAAUAAUAGAGAGAAAGUGACGGAUUGGAGGGCCCUUGAUAAGUUUGUUGCUUCCCAAUUGAGUCAAGAAGAUAGAUAUGAUGGUGGUCAAGGAAUGUCAAGCUUUGGAGAUCAUUAUAAUUCGGAUAUGGCUUUGCUUCUAUUGCAGAGUAAUAGAGAGGAAGGAAAUAAGUUGAAUGGCUUACUUAGUUCGAACUCAGACUGUGAUAUUGGAAUUUGUGUCUUCGAUAAUUGAAGAGAAAGAAGAGGGGGGAGGGGUUGAAGAUAAAGAGGGAUUCAGUGCAGAUAUUGGAGACUGGAGGGUGUUGGUACCUUUACUCUUUCUUUUUUUUCUUUUUUUUCCAUUUUCUUUCCUCUAUUUUUUGGAUGCUUUAGAACCUAUAAGUUUGUAAAAUAUAUCGUUAUGGAUGGCCUGGAAAAAUCUCUCUCUCUCUCUC
Messenger RNA from Telopea speciosissima, 1218 nucleotides. Its product is annotated as NAC domain-containing protein 37-like. The transcript has 5 exons. The coding region runs from base 15 to 1016 and encodes 333 amino acids. Gene Ontology annotation, molecular function: DNA binding. The record is from RefSeq and is a predicted model, not a curated record. Gene Ontology annotation, biological process: regulation of DNA-templated transcription. Lineage: Eukaryota; Viridiplantae; Streptophyta; Magnoliopsida; Proteales; Proteaceae.